GGAGAAGCAAGUCCACCCCACUGAGCAGGGAGCUAGACUGGGGGCUGGAUCCCUAGACCCCGGGAUCAGGGUCUGAGCCCACGGCAGACGGUUAUGACUGAGCCACCCAGGUGCCCCCUGUGUGCUAAGGUUUUAUGCACAUCAGAUCCACUGGGUGACCCCAGAAGUAGGGCCCAGAAGACUGUCCCCACUUUGUAGAAAUGGAGUCUCAGAUUCUCAGCACUGACGCAUUUACAGUCUCCUGCUGGACAAACCCGAACUGAGCGCCUACUGUAUACCAGGCCCAGCCCUAGGCUCUAGGCCUGAGAGGGUGGUUGUCAGUGAGGAGGGCGCCCUGACCUGGCCCCCAGGAGACCCCGCGUUUGGUCCCUCUGUCUGCGGGACAGCCCAGUGACAGCCUCAUGGGUAGUGUACAUGUUUUACAGAUGGGCCCAGACCAAGCCCCGAGUGGCAGGCAUGUGGCUCAGGGUCGGUCCCUCGGCUCAGUUCUGGGUCUCCGGACCCCCACCUUGGACUUGCUGUUUGCCCUGCAGCCAGCCCCACCCAGAUGAGGGCCACCCGCCGCCCCUCGAAGCUGUCCCAGUCCCCUGGAAGAGCGUGGGCCCCUGCAGAAGCCACAGGGAGUCCCCAGGAGGCCUGGCGGAGAGCCCUGGAGGGGAGGAGGCCCAAGGUGAGGAGGGCCCCGCGGCCGCCCAGCUGGACGUGUUGCGCCUGCGAAGCUCUUCCAUGGAGAUCCGGGAGAAGGGCUCCGAGUUCCUGAAGGACGAGCUGCACAAAGCCCAGAAGGAGCUGAAGCUGAAGGACGAGGAGUGCGAGCGGCUGUCCAAGGUGCGGGAGCAGCUGGAACAGGAGCUGGAGGAGCUGACUGCCAGCCUGUUCGAGGAAGCCCACAAGAUGGUGCGGGAAGCCAAUAUGAAGCAGGCGGCGUCGGAAAAGCAGCUGAAGGAGGCGCGGGGCAAGAUCGACAUGCUGCAGGCGGAGGUGACCGCCUUGAAGACGCUGGUCCUCACGUCCACACCAGCCUCCCCCAACCGCGAGCUUCACCCGCAGCUGCUCAGCCCCAGCAAGGCCGGACCCCGCAAGGGCCACUUACGUCAUAAGAGCACCAGCAGCACCCUCUGCCCUACUGUGUGCCCCGCGGCUGGACACACCAUCACCCCGGACAAGGAGGGCAAAGAGGUGGACACCACCCUGUUCGCAGAGUUCCAGGCCUGGCGGGAAUCACCCACCCUGGACAAGACCUGCCCCUUCCUCGAAAGGGUGUACCGGGAGGACGUGGGCCCCUGUCUGGACUUCACCAUGCAGGAGCUCUCGGCGCUGGUCCGGGCCGCCGUGGAGGACAACACGCUCACCAUUGAGCCCGUGGCUGCGCAGACACCGCCCACGGUGAAGGUGGCCAUGGUUGAGUGUGGCAGCACCAAUACCUGUGCCCUGAGCGGGCUGGCUCGUGCCUGUCGCCACCGAAUCCGGCUUGGGGACUCUGAGAGCCACUACUACAUCUCGCCAUCCUCCCGGGCCAGGAUCACCGCGGUGUGCAACUUCUUCACUUAUAUCCGCUAUAUCCAGCAAGGCCUGGUGCGGCAGGAAGCCGAGCCGAUGUUUUGGGAGAUCAUGAGGCUGCGGAAGGAGAUGUCGCUGGCCAAGCUCGGCUUCUUCCCCCAGGAGGCCUAGGGCAUGGUCCAGGGCCUAGAGGGGGGCUCUGAGCAGCAGCUGACACCUGCCUGGGAAGACAGGGUGCUGGAGCCGGCCCUGAGCCAGAAGCUGAACCAGAUGGACGAAUGGCCAGGCCGUGGACGCCUUGCUGAGCUAGUCCCAGACCUUCAUCCCGGGACAGACAGGACCUCGUGAGUGGACCCUUGUCUUCACAGACACCAGGAGACUUUCAAGAAAGCACCAAAGACCAAGGAGCUUGGACCUAUACUUGGGCUCAGCCCUUGGGCGGGGGCAUCUGGGGCAGGCCUGGGAGCUGCUGCUUGCAGGUGCCUUGUUGCUGCCACGUCCUCAGAAAGGGGCCUGACACCCACCUGGGUGGCCUGACCUCCAGGGUAUUCCUGCCCAACCCCCCCCCCCCACCCCC
This is a messenger RNA of Enhydra lutris kenyoni (northern sea otter), 2077 nucleotides long. RefSeq names its product RAB3A interacting protein like 1. The record is from RefSeq and is a predicted model, not a curated record. Bases 415 to 1671 code for a protein of 418 amino acids. The transcript is spliced from 9 exons. NCBI's taxonomy places the organism in Eukaryota, Metazoa, Chordata, Mammalia, Carnivora, Mustelidae. Gene Ontology annotation, molecular function: guanyl-nucleotide exchange factor activity. Gene Ontology annotation, cellular component: Golgi to plasma membrane transport vesicle. Gene Ontology annotation, biological process: exocytosis.